Rhododendron vialii is the source of this 1759-nucleotide messenger RNA. RefSeq lists its product as uncharacterized. The transcript has 3 exons. Bases 16 to 1275 code for a protein of 419 amino acids. The record is from RefSeq and is a predicted model, not a curated record. Lineage: Eukaryota; Viridiplantae; Streptophyta; Magnoliopsida; Ericales; Ericaceae.
UUCCUGAUAGGUAACAUGCGAGUUUAUUGGAGGGACCAAAUGGAAUGUUUGCCAUUUGUGGGGAGUAUACGAGGUCGAGGGUUUAAGACAUGUUCUCGUGGGACAAAAUGGCAAUUUUAUCCUAUUGUUUCUGCAACCCUGGAGGAGACUAUGAAUGGGCCCGAUUUGGAUAGACCCGCCCUCGAAGUAUUGGGCGAACACGAUUGGGGCUUGCUUUAUUUGGUUAUUCAGAGGAAUAAUGGUUAUGACAACCAUAUAGACAAGAAGAGAGGAACUCCCAGCAAGAUGAGGACAGCAGAUCCAGACAGUUACUAUAGAAGAUAUCAGUCGAGGGAAAGGGAUUCUUCUAGAAGCCGCUACAAAGAGUAUGAUGCUCGAAGCAGCAGACACUUCAAUGGGCGCCACAGUGGAAGUAGAAUAGCAAUAGAAGUUCUCAAUGAGAAAAAUCGUGGAGAAAUGAAUACUAAAAACAGCCAUGAAAGCAACAAUAGGAGGACCCACGAUUCUGAUUCAGAGGGAGAUUGGCCUUCUAAGGACGGAGGUGAAGACAGACACCAAAGCAACAAGAGGAAAAACAUGAGAAACUGGAUUGAAGUGUUGGAGACCCAAGAUUUUCGUGUCGACAGAGAUAGAAGAGACCGGCACCAUAUUAGCACAAGGGACAGCUCAAAGCAUCAUAACAAAGUGCUGUCUCCGGAUAAAAGUAAGGAGAAGAGAGACCAUGAUAAUGAUUGCAGGGAAGAGGACAAAAAUAGGCAUCAUAGGCAGAUGAGGAAACGGUCAAGGCAUUCCAGUGAAGGGCUAGGGUCCAUUGAUGAGUAUGCCAAUUCCGUGAGGAAGUCGAAAGAUGAAAAUAACCGUAAGGAAUCUGACUUCGAAAAAGUUGAGCCACCAAAAGUGAAGAAACAGCAUAGGUCUAGUAGAGGGGAUCGUUCAAGCAUGGAGCCAAGUGAAACUAAUGCUUCUGCUGAAGGGUUGAAAUCUGAUGGGUAUAAUGAAACCAUCAGUUCCGGCCAUGGCGAGAGGACUAAAUCGCGUGAAAUAGCAAACAUGAAUGAGGUGGGUCAUAAAAAAUUGAGAGAGAGAUAUUCCUUGAGGCAUCAGACCUCUUGCAGAGAUUCUUCCAGUGAUGAAAGUAGUAACGAGACUCAGAGCAGCCGUCUGUAUAGUCUGAGAAGUAAAUCACAUGAUUCUGCAUAUUAUUCUAAUGAAGAUUUGGACAAACAAAGUCGCUGGGAAUCUGAUAAAACUGAUCUGGAAAAGCAUCGAGUCUGAAAGAAAAACUAGUAGUGGUGAUUUUGACUGAUACACAGGGAAUUCUAACUCGCAAGACCCAGAUUCUGACGAGUGUUACAGAGGUAGGAGAUCGAGAGGUAGUGGGUGGUCAAGUGGUCGGAAAAGCUCAGAUGUGUUGGAGGAGGUUGAUUCAGCUGAGUGCAAAGAAUAUAAAGAGAAACAGAAAAAACAUCGGAGAAAGCAUCGAACUCAUAGUCACAAACAGCAUCAUAAGAAAACCACUUAAAACAAUAGUUUUCCUGUUUUGAUUAGGUAGAUUUUGGUUGUUGGAAAGAUGAUGAGUGUUUUGGUGCAACAUUCCUAGGAAUGUGGGAUAGAGUAUUGUUCUGUGGAGUUGAUCAUGAAGCUAGUCAUGGUUACAACCGUUCAUUGCGAGUGGAGUUUUGUGAAUAUGUACUUGAUCACAUGCCAUCAUUUUCUUCGUGUUCUUAGCAUGUCUAAUUUGAGCCUGGCUUUUCUAGAA